Durotheca rogersii is the source of this 855-nucleotide messenger RNA. Its product is annotated as protein-tyrosine phosphatase-like protein. The record is from RefSeq and is a predicted model, not a curated record. The coding region runs from base 1 to 855 and encodes 284 amino acids. Gene Ontology annotation, molecular function: phosphoprotein phosphatase activity. Gene Ontology annotation, biological process: dephosphorylation. Lineage: Eukaryota; Fungi; Ascomycota; Sordariomycetes; Xylariales; Xylariaceae. The transcript has a single exon.
AUGGCCGACGCCGCGUCGCUGCUCGCGCUGGCGCAGACCGACGUGUGGGAGGAGAUCCCGGCGUCGGCGUACGGGCCGGCGCUGCAGGCGGCGCCGUUCGUGCAGGUUGAGGGGGCGUUCAACGCGCGGGACGUGGGGCUGGUGCCGGGGAGCCCGGUGCGGGCGGGGUUCGCGUUCCGGUCGGGGGCGCUGGCGGGGGUGGGGGCGGCGGGGGCGGCGACGCUGGCGCGGGGGCUGGGCGUGCGGCGGGUGUUCGACCUGCGGUCGGCGGGGGAGCGCGCGCGGGCGCCGGACCCGGCGGCGCACCUGGCGGGCGCGCACGGCGUCGACCUCGUGUGGCUGCCCAGCGCGCGGCCCGACACGACGCCGGACCUGGCGCGCUUCGCCGCCGGCGCCGGCGAGGCCGCCUACCGCGAGAUGUACCUCGAGGUCGUCGACGUGUACCGCGCCAGCUGGCGCGCGGUGCUCGAGCACGUGCGCGACCGCCCGGCCGAGCCCUUCCUCGUGCACUGCACCGCCGGCCGCGACCGCACCGGCGUGCUCGCCGGCCUCCUGCUCGCGCUCGCCGGCGCCCCCCGCCACGCCGUCGUCCUCGACUACCUCCUCUCCCGCAUCGGCACCGAGCCCGUCCGCCCCAUGCUGCUCCAGUUCGCCCUCGCCGGCUCCCGCGCCCGCUCCCCCGACGACCCCGGCUUCUACAACCUCGUCAGCCUCCGCGCCGAGUGCUGGGACGCCUUCGCCGCCGGCGUGCAGGAGGUCUACGGCGGCUUCGAGGCCUUCGUCGCCCGCGAGCUCGGCUUCUCCCCCGACGACAUCAAAACUAUCAAGGAGAACCUUAUCAAGCCACCCGCGUGA